AUGGAUGAUUCAAUCCUGGAAGAGAGAGAGGAGCUAAUGGUUUCACUUGUUGAUGAACAAGUAAAACCCAUUUUUAGAGUUGCUCAUUUUCUAAAACCAACUAUAUAUUCUGCUGAAAAGCUUCCAUUUUUACCUUCAAGAUCCAAUAUUUCUUGUUCUUCACUAAAGGUUCAGUUUAGGGGUGUUUUUUUAUACAUGAAUGGAUGGUAUGAAUGGGUUGAUGAGUUAAAGCCAUUAUACGAAGAUAUAUGGAAAAAAGCUGGAAUCUUUGAGGCUAUUAUAGCUUCCACAUUCGAGAUUUAUAGGCAUAAUGAUUUGAUUCUUGCUCUAGCAGAGAGAUGGUGUUCGGAGACUAAUACAUUCAUUUUACCAUGGGGAGAAUCAACUAUUACUUUGGAGGAUAUGGUAGUUUUAGGUGGUUUCUCUGUUUUAGGCCAUUGUGUGUUGAAACCUGUUAAAGACCAAAGAUUCAGUAGAAGUUGA
This is a messenger RNA of Lycium barbarum (goji berry), 483 nucleotides long. RefSeq lists its product as uncharacterized. The transcript has a single exon. The coding region runs from base 1 to 483 and encodes 160 amino acids. Lineage: Eukaryota; Viridiplantae; Streptophyta; Magnoliopsida; Solanales; Solanaceae. Gene Ontology annotation, biological process: meristem development; meristem maintenance. The record is from RefSeq and is a predicted model, not a curated record.